AUGGCGGAAACGACAGACAACAAGGAGAAAAUGGCAUCAAUGCUCGAGCUUCCGCGCGAGCUCUAUCUCAUGAUAUGCGACUACCUCUCCCCGAAGGACCUUGCUAGACUGGCAUGCGUCACGAAAGACCACUACCUCGCCGCUCAACAGCCCUUGUUCAAGACGAUCAGAAUCACAGCUUUCGGAAACCUGGUGAAGCUGGUGUCCACCAUAACUAAACCGCCGAUCGUGUCGAGCAUCAGCAAGAACCUUACUGAUGCACAGCUGCGCGAGCGCGAGAUCAAGCAACUCGACCUUCUACUGAAUUAUGAGUCCAACAACGCGAACAAAGCCACCGGCAUAGUGCUCGCGCGCUGCAUCGGUGCCGUUUCCCGCUGCAACAAUGGACCCAAGAUUUCACUCGAGCUCCAUGGACCCUGGUACCAUCUACUACGCCAGCUGCAGACAGUACCUUUGCCAGAUGUUCGCAGCGUCACAAUGUACCUCGGACAGCACGACUUGGAUCCCGCGAUUGGUCAGCGAAACCCCUACAUGCACCUCGAUCCAGGCUUUGAGCUCUGGGAUCUCUGCUUCGAGGGCUCGAGCUUUCCCGACCUUGACGAAGUCAGCAUCAAUACACUGCACGUCUCGCCAGAAAACAUCCCAGCCACCUUGAACGAAGGCGCCAGCAUGGCUAUCGAUCGACCUCGUGCAGCUCACGCCCACCGCGACCCGACUUCCUUCUCGCCAUUUCACGGGCUGAGGAACAUGACUACCAUCAAGCUUAGGUACAACGACUACCUCAACACCAACGCUCUGUAUUCACUGUUUGGGUCCAACAUCAUCCCACAUAAGCUUAAGCGCCUCGAGAUCGUGAACUGCCCUGCUCUCAACAGCGUGGCAAAUCUGGAAUCGCUCAGCACACUUCUGGAGCGAAGCUUGCAACUGCUAGACCACUUGCAGCUACAUUUACAACGCACCAUCGACACUAUCAAUGACGAUCACUCUGACAUUCGCAUACGGCACUUGAUACAUGAUCAUGUCAGACUCUGGUUGGGAGAAGAACCAAUGCGUGAUCUAACGGUUCUGUACUCUUUCGACUGUAAUUCUGCCACGGUAGCACCGACCCGGCACUGCACCGACACUGCACAUUCCGCUCAAGGACCAUCGACAAAGCCAGACAGUUUAGUAGCCUGCUGGACGGAAAUUUUUCACAAUUGA
Molecule: messenger RNA, 1200 nt
Organism: Fulvia fulva
Lineage: Eukaryota; Fungi; Ascomycota; Dothideomycetes; Mycosphaerellales; Mycosphaerellaceae
Exons: 2
Coding region: 1-1200 (399 amino acids)
Molecular function (GO): protein binding
Source: RefSeq, a predicted model, not a curated record